Molecule: messenger RNA, 1830 nt
Organism: Pyricularia grisea
Lineage: Eukaryota; Fungi; Ascomycota; Sordariomycetes; Magnaporthales; Pyriculariaceae
Exons: 2
Coding region: 1-1830 (609 amino acids)
Cellular component (GO): cytoplasm
Molecular function (GO): protein binding; guanyl-nucleotide exchange factor activity
Source: RefSeq, a predicted model, not a curated record
AUGUCGGACAACACCUCUUCAUCGAUCUUGGUCAACCUGCCUUUAGACAUCCUCGUCCUCAUAUUCCCGUACCUGGAUGCCAAAAGCUUCAUCGCCCUGUGCAGCACCUGCAAGGCCUUUCAGCAGCCCUCGAUACGCCUGGACCCCACCUACUGGAGGGCCAUCACCCGCGACACCUUUCGAGUGCCCAACCGACCCAUCGUCCAGCACGAUGGCUUGCGCUGGCAGCGAAUGUAUCGCCGCCUCCUCCGAGACACGCGCGCAUUCACAUGGGGCGAAAAUGGUAGCGGCAGGCUGGGUCGCAAUUCCCACCAGGAGCCAGAUCCAAUGGAGAUGGAUGACGUGCAGGGUUUCGGAAUAAUUUCCGACAUGCAAUGCGGCGGCUGGUCCACCACCCUUUUGACAUCCACCGGCGAGCUGUACACUACAGGAGUUCUCGAUGGCGAGAGUUAUGGACUAACCCGAAACAAGGCAAAGAGACUCGAGUUUCCAGGUUCUCUAGGCAAGAAAUUUGGCGACCCAAGCCUCACCGUCCGUCAGUUUUCAUCGGGAAGAAAGCACAUCCUUGGUCUCUCAGACACCGGCCGCAUCUGGGCUUGGCACGAUGCCACCAAGCCUGCCAGGCACAUCUUGUUGUCUGGCGUUGAUGCUGCAGAGCUUAACACGCCCCAAACCUCUGGUAGAGAGCGUGGGCGUGUUGAGCGAGUAGUGGCAGGCUGGACUCGAAGCUCUGCAUAUAUUCAGGGUUAUGGCAUCAUCGUCUGGAGAGAUGUGUUUGACAUGAUGAAUACACAGGCUGGAGAGGGUGGUGAUAUUACCAUUGACGAUAACGUUAUCAUUCCAAGGACUAAUUAUCAGCAUGGAACCGAUUCCGCUGAUCAGUCGGAAGCGGACCGUGCGCUUGGUCAAGAAGUUGGAGUUGUUUGUAAUCACAUCGUGCUGGCCCACUUCCUAGUUUUUGUCACUGACCUGGGAAAGGUCUUUUGUGCCAAGCUUGACCAUGAUCAGAACGAGGGCAUCCUGGAACUCCGCGCUUUGCGCAGCAAAGACUCGGUCCUGGACAUCCAUGGCUCUCAUCUACGGUUUGGAGUUCUCAAGCGCGACGGCGUCAUCAUCGUUCACCAGGACUACCUCCAUGCCUGCUGGAACGCCCGCCCGAGGAAUCGCGAACAGACGGGAAUCCCGGGUCUGCUGGCAAUUCCGGCCCUCCAGAAAGGCGACGUGAUAUCCAUGGCCUUUGGGGACUACCACUUCCUGGCGCUGCAUGCAAACGGGCGCAUUACGUCUUACGGUACCGAGUGCCGCGGCUGUGGUGCCCUGGGCUUGGGAGAUGCCACAGGAGCCGGUUUCUUUCGCGGUCUAGUCUCGCGCCUGGGUGAUUACAAACUUCUGCCGCACGCCUACACCAAUGGCCGACGUGUCGUUUUUAGACAAGCCAUGAUGGAGUGGUUAUCAAGCCUGCAGUUAGGCGGACCGGACCGCGAAGAAGCGGCCAAUCGGGCCAGGAGCCUCCGUUCGAAUGACAUGACCGCUCACGGAGAGGUCAGCGAGUGGAUAGAACAGCAGCUGCAAGUGUGGGAGGAGCUACCUGGACAGAUGGGCGACGAUGGGCUCGGGAGGUACUUUGCGCUAGGGGUCUGCGCUGCGGGGUGGCAUUCGGGGGCACUGCUUCUUGUGAACGAGAAGUUGCGCGACGAUCUGCCUGAAAUGUUCAGGGACAUGAGGUAUCCUCGACUACGACUCAGCGAUGGCAGGGAGAUGGAGGGAACAAAGGACUUUGACAAUUGGCCCUAUGGUCGCCCGGAGUGGGAUCUGAGAAUCCCUAUGUAA